Triplophysa dalaica is the source of this 5008-nucleotide messenger RNA. Its product is annotated as probable serine/threonine-protein kinase kinX. Lineage: Eukaryota; Metazoa; Chordata; Actinopteri; Cypriniformes; Nemacheilidae. The transcript is spliced from 28 exons. The coding region runs from base 1 to 2694 and encodes 897 amino acids. The record is from RefSeq and is a predicted model, not a curated record.
AUGCCUACACGCUUGCGUGAGAGAACGACUACGCCCACGCCUCGACCAGCCAGCGUGAGAGUGAGCGCGCUUCACUCGGCUGACGGAAGUUUAGCCGUUUGUUUGCUCACUGCAUUUCGGUGCGGAGAAUUUCUGCCACCGAGGAAGAAAGUUGCAGAAAUACGAGCCAAAAAGAUCAUAGUGGAGGAAGAGGAGGAUGAGGAAGAGGAGGAGGAAGAAGAGGAGGAGGGCGAUGAGGAAGAAGAGAAUGAGGAGGAGGGUCUGGAAGAGGAUAAGGAAGAGGAAGAGGGAGAGGAGGAAUCUGCUGAGGAUGCAGAAGAUGUGGAGGAGGACGAGGAAGAAGAGGACCAGGAGGAGGGUCUGGAAGAGGAGGAAUCUGCUGAGGUUGCUGAAGAAAAGGAAGAUGAAGAAGAGGAGGAAAAAGAGGCAACAGCAGACUUUGUAAAAGCAAAGGAAGAUGAGGAGGAAGAAGAAGAGGCUGCGGCUCCAGAAGAACCUGUUGCAUUUGAUGCUGAUGAGAAGGUUUCUACGACAACUGCUGAUGCUGAUGAAUCAAUAGACACUGAUGACGAAGAUAAGGAAGAUGAAGAAAGCAAAGAAGAAGAUGGCACUAAAGAAGACGACGAUGACGAAACACCUAUUGAAGCUGAUGUUUCAGCCCCUAAAGAUGUCAAAGAAGUAGUUACAGAAGCAUUAGCAGCUGGGGAAGAAGAUGAAGAUGACGAAGACGAAGACAAAGAAGACACAGAUGUUCAGGACAAAUUAGACACAGAAGAAAAAGUAGACAAGCUUGAUGAUGGACAACCAAAAGAGCAAGAGUUUACAGACCAGGCUCCUAUUACAGACGAUGAAGACACUGACCAAACAGAUGACCAAACUGAGGAUAAAGAGUUUGAUGCCGUUGACAGUGAUGAUAUCGGUAUUGUGCUCGAUGCUGAUGCUAUAGUCACUGAUGUUGAAGCACAAGAAACCGGUGAGGAAUCUAUAGAUCUUAAAGCUGAUGGAGGUAAAGCAAUACUAACAAACGUAGAUGUGGUAGAUGCUAUAGCUGACUCACAAGAUGCUGCUGAUAUAACUGCCGAUCACCAUGACGAUAAGAUACCAGCUGACGUUGACCGUGGCAAAGCUGACUCUGAUGAUCAGGGUGACGACGGUGCAGAAGUCGGUCUCACAGAUGAGACUGAUGUUGAACCAAAAGAUGAUGAUGAUGAACUAGCUGGUGAUGAUGCAGAUAAGAAAGAGCAGGAGGAGUUAAAAGUGGAAGGAGAAAUAGAAAUAGAUAGGGAGGACGAUGAUGAUGAUGGCAUUAUGGUAACAGCGCCUGUAGUUAGUUCCAAACCAGAUGAAGAUGAGACAUCAGUGGUGGCCGAUGAAGAUGACGACUAUUCGCCUGAGACAGAUUUAAAAACGGAAAAGGAAGAGGAAACUGUAGAAAGAGAAGAGGGUGCCAAGGAAGAGGACAAAGAAAAAGCACCUGAACCGGAACUGGCCCCUAAAGCGGUAGAUGAGGAACUGAAGCCAGAAGAGGAGGCUGAGAGACCUGUGAAAACAACAGAAGACAAGGAAGAAGAACAAAAAGAGCCCUUCGUCUGUCCUUGUAUGCAUUCGGAAAUACGACAACAGCCACAAAAAGCCACAGACAUUAAAUCAAAGGAAGAAAAAGCUGAACCUCAGAAAGUGAAGAAAAGAGAACCUGAGGUCAAGAGAAGGGAGCCUUUGCUGAAACAGAGAAAAGAAAAAGAAUCUCCAGUCAGAACAAGACUCGAGAAAGCAAGGAAAGCACCAAGAGCGAAGACAAUGGCUGUAAAGAUACCCAGAAAAAAAGUAACUGCGCCCAGAGUCUCAAAGGAUGUAGACAUGUCGGCCGCACCUGUGCCCAUGCAAGACCCAGUUCCCAUGUGCCGACCAACACCUGUGUACUGUCCAGCGCCCCCUGGCUGGUAUGUGCAUCAUAUAGUUACAAGUAGUCCAUUACCACCAUCGGCUCUUCCAGAAUCCGAAGUUCCUGUUUUGACAAUCCAUCAAGCUCCUACUAUAUUGAAAGAACCUGAAGCUGCAAAGACAAAGCCUAAAGAAACAAAAAAGAAAGAACCGGCUGCACCAAAAGAAAAAGCCAAAAUAAGUCCUGCAAAGAAGGAGACCACGGUUACCAAAGACAAAGUAAAACCUUCACCUGAGCCAACAGCUGGACAACAGAAGGCUAAAAGGACAGAGAAGGUGAUCAUUAGAGAAAAAACAAAACCUACACCUGUGAAGAAAGAGCCAGCAGCAACAAAAACAAAGGCAACAAAAGUAACAACAACCAAACAAAAGGAAGAGAGAGCUGUGAAGGAAGUAAAGCCGGCUGUAGAGGUCAAGAAGAAGGCCGAGUCAAUACCCAAAACCAAGCAAGCCAUUAAAACACCAGUUGUGGAAACACCUGUACCAGCUGAAGAGAAAACCACUGAAGAAACCCAAGCCGAGGAACAGACUCCAGCAAAAGAUCCAAAAGCUGAAGAAAAUGUAACAGAAGGUAAAAAGCCAGGCAAGAUUCCGUACUUCCAGUGUGUUUUAAUGAGUUCAAAAUCCAGCCAAUAUCCACUGCGGCCCAUGUCCUCCGCCAUGAGUCCAGCGAUUAAUCCCAGUGUGAUGAGAGCCAUGAUGGAGCAGAGGGCAGCGUUACUGCAGCAGAAGGCCCGCGGAGCCGGACAGUAACCGGACCCUGCGUCCAUGGGUUCUGUUCAGCCGUGCCAGGUGCAACCUGCUAAUAAACUGCUGUACAAACAAAGUGCUGCUGAGAGCUUUCCAUCUGAAUCACAGAGAGUUUAGACUUUAAUUGUUAGAGGUCCAUCCGGUCUUCAUCUGUCUGUGACUGGAGGUCUCUAUAAUCAUUCAAUCGAAAUUCUCACUUCUUUAUUAAGUGGCUUAUCACGGUUUCAUGAUUUUGACAAAUAUGCAUCAAGGAAAAUGCAAGUAUAUCAACUAUAAUGUACAUUUUCAAUUAUUGUCACAAAUGUCUGUCAGAUUUUGUUGUUUAUUUAUUUGAGAUCUUAAAUCAUCUGUUUACAUUUGUUGCAGGGAAGAAUCUGCUGUUUUUCUUAUUGUACAGUAAGAGCACUAAGCAGCGAACACAUUUCGAACAGGUUAAAAAAUGAAGUGUUUAUUUAUUUUUCUAUGACAGUACAUGAUGUCUUUAGGAAAAAAGAAAUCUAGCAACACACAAUCACUAAGAGCUUUAUCUCUUGGCGUAGGCCAUUUCCUUUGACUCAUUGAUAAUACGAUUAUGUGUAGUAUGUCUGAGUUCUGUCAGUGUCUGCAUUUGUAUGCAAGGACGGCAUUUAGACCGAUCCCGAAUUCUGUUUAUAGAAUUAAUGGAGACAUUACAGGAAUACUUUGAACCCAAAAUUGAAAAUCUGUCAUCAUUUACUCGCCCUCAAGUUGUUCCAAAUAUGUAAACAUUUCUUUGUUCUGAUUAACACAGACGUUUUUUCAGAAAAACGUUAGCAACUGACAUUUCUGGGACAUCAUUGACUACCAUUAUAGGAAAAAUUAUAGUAUAUUUUUUUGUUAUUUUUUUAAAGAAUCUAAAGCAAAUAGUUCUAGGGUACCUUUAAUUGUAUUUUUUUCCUGAGCAAAUGAUGAAAGAAUUUUCAUUUUUGGGUGAAGUACCCCUUUGAGAAAUUAUUGCAUACAUCAUCGGAAGAAUGAAUACCUAUCAUUUUACUUGACUGAGAGCUCUGCAUCUCUUUAAUUAAAUAACUGGGGCUUCAUUUAUUUGAAAUGUUUGUGAAUUUAAUGGUAAAAUUGUUUUCAAAGCAAUCACGGUAUAUUUGUCUUAUGCAGUAUAAAUGUCCAAAAUUCUAAUAUUUUCCCAAUUAUCCACAAAGCCAUCUUAUAAUGUAAGGCUCUACUAUAAACAGUAGUUUAAUAUUUGAUUUCACUAUGACCAACAGUGCUUUUGAAGAUGGUUAUCUAUGUUACCGUUUUCUAUAUUCUCAGAUGCAAAAGUAACACGCGUACAGUCUUGUGUUUAUGCUACAUUUUGCUCUGUUAUGCAAAUAUGACAAAUGACAAAAAAAGUACAUUUUCUCUACCAGUUUAAGUCUAACUGCAAUCAAUAGACUAAAAUUUGACGUUGAAUGUAUUCUCGUCAUCCACUUCAGUGGACAAAAUAACAGGAAUGAGUGAACAGACAGCCGUUUACAGUGCUGCUGUACAUGUGGUCGUAGAAAGACUAACGUGUUUGCACCAGAGGCUGUUUCUCUUUAAACCGGGACACAGUGAGACAGUUAAAUCUUUCUGACUUUGAGCAGGGAAGUAGGCCACAGAAAUAUUUUCUCUUUGAAGUUACAGUAUAUGCAGCAUGCAGAGAGAAUGACUUCUGUUACGCUGGCUAUUCCUAUACUGACGAACAACAUGACGACGCUUCAAAAAGACAUAUUGUCUAACAAUGUCUUUAUCUUAUAAUUAAUACGGUCUUACAGUAUUGAGAGACAGCUUACAGUAUGUUUACACAGAAGAUCUUAGCUUGUUUAAGUGCAAAGUUUGCUAUUAAAAGUAGAGCUCCACCGAUUUACAAAGUCCACAUGUAUAAUGCUAAAACGUUAUUUUCGGAGGUUGUACACUUGAAUUAUUUUCUGUUUCUACAGUUUUGAAUGUGAUUGGUAUUUGCAUGACCCCCUUGGUAUGUUAGUAUGUGACAUCUCGGGUUUCUGAUGUGCUCACUGAUCUUUUUGAAUUUGAUUCGCAGUUUGAGGCAUCUGUGUUCCAAGUGUCAAAUUCUGCCAAUUGUUCUAAUGUAUGUUGAAUAAGAGCUGUCAGUUAAACCAGUCAAAUCUGUCAUUAUUUCUUCCACUCACGUCUUGUUGGAUUUAUCUGGAAGUGGGCAGAAUUCUGGUACAAUAAAUGAAUUGCUUUAUGCAAAUGUUUCUAAAGGUUUUUUCAUGCAAAAAAUCUGUACAGGCAAGCAGUGUGUCUGGAUUAAUGUGCUGAAGUAAUUAUAAAUCAAAUAAAAAGCGUACAAAUCUCC